AACUCUUCUCCACAAAAACCUACACGUAUGCACACACACUCAAACUAACUGUGUAAAUAAAUAAAUAAAUAUUUAAAUACAUGUGUUUUUUUUUUUUUUUGUAUUUCAUUCGUGCAUUCGUUUUUCGGUUGUUUGUCUCUAGACGUAACGGUUAUCGUGAUUGAGUGUCGGAGGGAGUGAGUGAGUGAGUGAGAGAGUGUGUGUACAUGAGAGUUUUAAAGUGUAUGCGUGCGUUAACAUGCGGUUUCCGGUUAAAUAAAAUUCAAUUUAAAUUUUCUGCUCGAAAGAAAUAAGAAAACAAGAAUUUUCUUUAUAAUUUAACUUAAACAUUCAUACAGUUCUAACUAUUUUUACAACCCAACUGCCUGCCAGCCUGUCUACCAAUCACUCAGACUAAACAAUUGCUUCAUAGCCAGAACCAGAAACAGAAACAGCAAUAAAAGCAGAAUUAAUAAUAACAACAACAACAGCAGCAGCAAGAAUGACAACAACAACAAUAUAACUACUACUUUUACUAAUACUGCCAAAUAAAAAAGGAAAUAAAAUAGAAAAUAAAAGAAAGAAAUCAAACAAAUAAAACAGAAGGUGUAAUAAAAGAGAGAAGAAGUAAAUAAAAUACUAAAGAAAGGAGAAGACUAAAGUGGUGGCAUUGUUGUGUGAUAUUUGAAAAUGUAUGACGUAUUACAUUCAAGGUGGUAGUGCUGUUGCUGAUUUGGUAAACCAUUCAGACAGUGAAAGUGGCAGUGAAAUUUCAAUGGAGAUAAAUGAUAAAUUGCCGCCAUCCAGCCAUCAUUUCAAAUAUGCGUCAUUACAAAGGCCUUCGCGACAAGGCAGCUAAACUUUACUCUAGAUGAAAUGAGUGAAACAAACCAAUCACACCAACCAACCAACCAAUCAACCACUAACAAAUCAAUCUAAACUCUUUGCUAUAAACUGUUCUAAGUGCUAAAAUAAAACAAAAACCCACAAACAUCAUCUCUUCCACAUCUACCCCCUGUCCAACUGAAAAAGUGGAUUGAUUUUAUGGCUUGGCCUACAAUUCACCAGUGUCAACAAAUCAAAUUAAUAGAGUGCCAUCUAUGUGCGUAUGCAUGUGUUAAAGUCCCGUGUUCCCCAUGAUUGUAGGACUUUCUUCCUUAUAAUUAAAAGUCUGCCCUUGUGUGAGCGAGCGAGUGAGUAAGUGAGGGAGUGCGUGCAUGAGAUUGUGGGCCAGUGUGCUUACAUGUGCGAGGAGAACAUUAUUUAUAUAUAAAUAAUAAUCGGUGAGAGUUGAAGAUUCCAGCCAUUUAUCGUAGAAGUGAUUACAAAUUUCAAUGCACGCAAACGUGACAUCUGAUAAAGGAGGAGGAGGUGGUGGAUCAUGGCGUCUGCCUCCAGACGAAACAUUACAAGUACAAGAUUCAAAAAUCAAAGAUCCAGACUUAGACCUCGAUGAGGGUCACAAUUGGCGAUCGAUAAUAUUUUCGCUCCUAGUGAUAAGUUUUGUUAUAGCUGGCAUUAUAACGGCCAUUUAUUUAUUAGGUUAUGUAGAUGAAUUACUUUAUUGGUCGGGUCGACGCAUGAUACUGGAUGAAUAUUUGCAGGGAGAUCUAACGCCUUCCCGGUUGCAACCCUCUUGGGUUACGACCAAAAAGUAUGUUUUUCAAUCGGACGAUGGUGCCCUCUCCGUUUUAGAUACUGCCACCAAUACGGUUAGUACUUUGGCCACUAAUCACACUCUAAGACAACUAAAUGUACAGGGCUAUCAAUGCUCCUACGAUCUGCGAUACGUUCUAUUCAGACAUAAUGUUAAGAAGAUUUUUAAAAAAUCAUUUACUGCGUUUUAUACCAUUUAUGAUGUUGAAAACGAUCAUCAUAUGCCUGUGAAAUUAAAAGACUCGCCGAAGGUACAGAGAACCCGGCUACAAUAUGCCUCCUGGAUGGGCAACACCACCUCACUGGUAAUCGUAGCCGAUAAUGAUAUUUACCUGAGACAAUCACCAUCCGAUGAAGAAGAUUUACGCAUUACAAAUUCUGGCUAUCAAAAUCUCAUUUAUAAUGGUGUGCCCGAUUGGUUAUAUCAGGAGGAAAUUUUCGAUGAACCAGAAGCCAUUUGGGCGUCACCAGACGGUACACACUUUAUGUAUGCCUCCUUCAAUGACAGCAAUGUCGGCAUGAUGACCUAUCCUUGGUUGGCAUCUGGCGCUGUUUUGACCGGCUCUGGUAUGUCAGCUGGCAGUUCGUUUCCCGAAACCAAAAAUGUACGUUACCCAACACCGGGUACAACAAAUCCAGAAGUGCAAUUAUGGAUAGUUGAUAUAACAAAUGCCUCAAAAAUUUAUCAUAUCCUCCUGAAACCACCACCUUCCCUAGACGGACAGGAUUAUUAUCUGACGUCAGCCGGAUGGGUAUCAGAUGGUAAUCGUCAAGUAUCGCUCGUUUAUAUGAUGAGAUCUCAAAAUUACAGCAUAAUCGCAACAUGUUUUGCAGAAACAAAUUGGGAGUGUUCAGAGAUUCACUCAGAAAGAGCACCAGAAGACGAAUGGCUUGAUAUACUGCCACAUCCGGUAUUUUCUCCAGAUGGAAAUAGUUUUUUAAUAUUAGCUAGUGUACAAGAAUCGGGCACGGAACAUUUUACCCAUAUAAAACAUGUAACCAUAUCACAACAAAGAAUAUCUGUUAUUUCUCAUGGCAGAUAUGAGGUAUUGAAAAUUCUUUGCUGGGAUACUGCAAAUCAUUUAGUUUAUUAUUUGGGUACUAAAGAUAAGAAACCUGGACAGAGACAUCUUUACACUGUAAGAGAUCCAGUUAAUGAUGAUAAUAGAAAAACUGAACCAACUUGCAUAACAUGCGAUUUGGGCGAAGCUCUUUGGAGCAGUCGCUACUAUUAUCUUAACUGUUCUCAUUUCGAUGCCUUCAUAAUGCCAACGUCUUCCAUUGCCACCCCACAUGGAAUUUCCUUUUAUAUACUGGAGUGCCAGGGUCCCGGAUUGCCCGUAUCGGGUGUUCAUUUACAUAAAACUCACAGUCUGGAGAGAAUACUUUAUGAUAAACGUCCAUUUUAUAUAGAACGAUUGCAAAAGUUGGCCUUGCCCACACAAAGAUCGUUCGAAAUACCGUUGCCUCAUGGCAGUCGAGCUCAAGUGCAAUUAUUGCUGCCGCCCAGUUGGCGAGAAGAAUUGAGAGAUGCAGCAUUUCCCGUUAUAGUAGAAGUCAAUGGCCGUCCUGGAUCUGAAUCGGUAUCAGAAAAAUUUCGUGUAGACUGGGGCACUUAUAUGUCAUCACGCAAUGAUGUCAUUUAUAUACGUCUAGAUGUAAGGGGAGCCAAGGGUCAGAGUAAAAGAUCUCUAUAUAGACAUCUGGGUGGUGUAGAAGUUCAGGAUCAAAUUUCUGUGUUACGUUAUCUGCUGGAUACCAUAAGUUUUUUAGAUGAAACUCGUGUUGGUAUUUGGGGUUGGGGUUAUGGUGGCUAUGUCACCUCGAUGGUCUUGGGCACCCAACAAGAUGUUUUCAAAUGUGGUAUAGCUGUCUCACCAAUUGCCGAUUGGCUUUACUACAAUUCAGCAUUUACAGAGCGUAUUAUGGGUCUUCCAGCUGAAAAUUACAAGGGUUAUGUGGAAGCAGAUGCAACUCAAAGAGCACGUCUGAUCAAAUCACAUGCAUUUUUUCUAAUACACGGCUUAGCCGAUUCUACAGCACCUUAUAUACAUGGAGUUCAAUUAGCUAAAUCCUUAACGGACGCCAAUGUCUUGUACAGAUAUCAGACUUAUGCCGAUGAAGGCCAUGAACUAAGUGGUGUUUUAGAACAUGUCUAUUCUUCCAUGGAACAUUAUUUUUCUGAAUGCUUAAGUUUAGAUCCAGAUGAUACUAAGCCAAAUUUGGAUCAAACUAUAGUACCAGCCGAAUAAGUAUUUUACAUAGAAACAAACAAACAAACAAAAUUAUAAAUAUUUAAAUCAAACUUUAAGCCUUGUUAAUAAUUUUAUUUAAUUAUUUAUUUAUUUUAUUUCUGUUGUUUAUUAACUAUUUAAGUUUAAAAUUUCCAAGAAUAACAAAAAACAAGAAAGAGAAAUAAUUAAAUUACAUACUCACAACUGCAACUAAAUUAUUUAAACAAAACCAAAAAAUAAAAAAAAAAAUAGGUAAAAUUAAACAA
Molecule: messenger RNA, 4135 nt
Organism: Calliphora vicina (urban bluebottle blowfly)
Lineage: Eukaryota; Metazoa; Arthropoda; Insecta; Diptera; Calliphoridae
Product: prolyl endopeptidase FAP
Exons: 13
Coding region: 1314-3887 (857 amino acids)
Biological process (GO): proteolysis
Cellular component (GO): plasma membrane
Molecular function (GO): serine-type peptidase activity; dipeptidyl-peptidase activity
Source: RefSeq, a predicted model, not a curated record